AUGCCUUCAGCCACGCUCAAAGCUGUUGUGGCCCUACUUGGUGCCACGGCCGCAGCUGCUUCGUUUCCGAACAGUCGGCUCUGUCUGAAGCUCCUGGCACAGGGUGUGGAGGUAGACCUGCCUCACACUACUGACUAUGAGACUGAACAGCAGAAUUAUUGGUCUACAGCCUGCUCCGCACUACGCCCUGACUGCAUUAUAGCUCCCAAAAAUGCUCGGGAUAUGGCACGGGCCGUUGCGGCAAUUCAGGAAUCAAACACGACUCGUUUUGCUAUCAAAUCUGGUGGACACUCGCCCAACCAACUUUUCUCCAGUAUACACGAUGGAGUGUUGAUUUCAACUCGCAAUCUGAAGCAAGUAACCUACAACGAACAGUCUCAGACUGCCAUUCUUGGGCCAGGCUUGAAGUGGGAAGAGGCGGUUGGCGGCCUGAAGGACAAGGGCCAAACAGUCGUGGGUGGCCGUCUUGGUGGAAUUGGUGUUGGUGGACUCCUUCUGGGAGGCGGUCUAAGUUUUCUCGGCAGCCAGUACGGUUGGGCUACAAACAACAUUGUCAACUUUGAAGUAGUGCUUGCCAAUGCCACCAUUGUAAAUGCAAAUGCUACAUCAAACCCUGAUCUGUACGCCGUGUUAAAGGGUGGCUCUGGGAACUUUGGUAUCGUUACGGCGUUUACUGUCAAAACUCAUCCACAAGACCCAGAGAUCUGGGGAGGCACUCGGUUUUAUACUGAUGAACAUACGGAGGCACUCACCCGGGCAAUUCGAGACUUCGCCGAGUACAAUAGCGAUGAUAAGGCAUCGAUUAUUGGCACUAUCAACCGCAAUCCUACCGUGACAUGGGUUGUGUUCCUGACAUAUGACGGUCCUAGUCCCCCCGAGGAAGUUUUCCGCAAUUUCACCCAGAUCCCAUAUAUUCGAAAUACUGUGAAGAGACAAAGCUAUUAUAGCCUAAUGCUUGCCAAUGAUGAAUACAUUCGUCAUGGUAAUAGGUUUUCUAUUGGUGCCGAAACCAGUGUUCACCCCACUGGCGCACAUGGCUACGAAAUUUUCAAAUCCUUUAUUGACCAUUGGGACGACGUCACAAAUGACAUAGUUAAUAUUCCUGGAACGACAAGCUCUCUUGCUCUCCAGCCGUUGCCACGGUCCAUUACCACAAAGGCCAGGGAGUCGGGAGGUGACGUUGCGGGCUUUGACCCGAAAUUUGACUACAUGCUGCUGCAGAUUGCUGUAUCUUGGAACAGCUCCUCGUCGGAUGCUGUAAUGGAGAAAGCAACCCGCAAGUACUACACUGGCCAGGGAGAGAUGAUAAAGCAAUACACCCAGGAAGGAAAGCUACCAAAGGCAUAUACGCCCCUCUACUUGAAUGACCUGAAUGCCCGUCAAGACUUCUGGGGACGCGUGGCACCAGAAACGAGAGCGAGAGCUUUAGCCGUUAGGCGUGCCGUUGACCCCAAAUUAUUUUUCCAGAACAGGGCUACUGGUGGAUUCCACCUUGGUUGA
This is a messenger RNA of Microsporum canis CBS 113480, 1500 nucleotides long. Its product is annotated as FAD binding domain-containing protein. NCBI's taxonomy places the organism in Eukaryota, Fungi, Ascomycota, Eurotiomycetes, Onygenales, Arthrodermataceae. The record is from RefSeq and is a predicted model, not a curated record. Gene Ontology annotation, molecular function: FAD binding. The transcript is spliced from 5 exons. Bases 1 to 1500 code for a protein of 499 amino acids.